This is a messenger RNA of Monodelphis domestica (gray short-tailed opossum), 1002 nucleotides long. RefSeq names its product mas-related G protein-coupled receptor member X4-like. Gene Ontology annotation, cellular component: plasma membrane. Gene Ontology annotation, molecular function: G protein-coupled receptor activity. Gene Ontology annotation, biological process: G protein-coupled receptor signaling pathway. Lineage: Eukaryota; Metazoa; Chordata; Mammalia; Didelphimorphia; Didelphidae. The record is from RefSeq and is a predicted model, not a curated record.
AUGGCUGAAUUCCCCACCCCAGAGCAGCUGGAAUUUAUUCUUGAUGCCACAGUACAGACAAGUACAAAUUCGAGUUUAGAUCUUCGGACUGAGGCAUCUGGAGAACGUGUCUUACGCUACUGGAUAGAGAUCCUCUCCCUGGUCAUUGCCCUGGUCGGGCUGGUGGGGAACAGCAUCGUCCUGUGGCUGCUGGGCUUCCGCACCCGGAGGAGCCCCUUCUCUGUCUACAUCCUCAACCUGGCUGCAGCCGAUGUUCUCUUCCUUGGCAGCUACUUUGGGCUCCGCAUGGGGAGACUUGUUGGAUAUUUAAAACGUAAAGUCCUGAAGCAGCUAGAGCCCUGCCUCCUAGGCCUGCCCUAUUGUGUGGGUCUGAGCCUGCUGGCUGCUAUCAGCACGGAGCGCAGUCUGUCUGUGCUCUUCCCCAUCUGGUACAGAUGUCACCGGCCCAAGCACACAUCUGCAGCUGUGUGCGCCAUCCUAUGGGUUCUGCAGGACCUGUUCUGGGGAGUAUUUGUGCUUCUUGAUUUCCUUAACAAAGAUGACUUCGACGAUUUCUAUUUCUAUCUCUACUUCAUCCUGUUUGGGUGGUUCGUCCUCCUCACCUGUGUGCUGGGCGUGUCCUGCCUGACGCUGGUGCUGAGGGUCCAGUGCAGCUCCCAGCGCAGGAGCCCUCCCAGGCUCUACCUCCUGGUGCUGCUCACAGUCCUCGUGUUCCUGCUCUGCGGUCUGCCCUGGGGGAUUCUUGAUGCAGUUCGGUUUUUUAGCGGCUCCCGUUUCAUGCCUUCUAGGCUCUCCAGGCUCCUGGCCUGUGUGAACAGCAGCGCAAACCCUUUCAUUUACUUCUUCCUGGGCAGCCAAUGGCGUAGAAGAGGGAGGGAGCCGCUCAGGGUGGUCCUGCAGAGGGCUCUGGGGGAGGAGCAGUUGGCAGGGGAUGGAGGGAGGGGCACUUCCCACCCCAACCCUGUGGAUAAGAACAAGAGGCUCAGACAAGGGAGCUCAUGA